UUGCCAGAUUCAUGAUUCACUGCAGGAUAAACCAGGUUUACAAUGUUGAAUCACGCUCUUAUUGGUUUUUCUAUUCGUAUUAUAAAUAAGAUACUAUCAUUGCGUAUUUUCUUUUAACCAACACGGACUAGGAGGGUUUUGCUAUGAUCAAAACAGCCAAAACGAUUUGCCCUGCCCCGCCCUGCCCUCAGCUGGUGUUUCUAAAACCGCAGCGGACCGUGGUGUUUAACCAACAAUAAGCGCUCCCCUUCGUAGACGACCUUCCUCGCUAGCAAAUCAACGCUCGUCAAAUACAAACCACUUCCCCGUUCCUAUGCCCUUAUUUGGAACAGAGGGGCUGUGCUUAUUAGACUGAAGAGGAAAAUGGUGGAAGGAGAGGUCUCACAUCCAUGUAGACAGAAUAACCUCAAUUGUUUACUCUCAGAUCUCAAAGUACAGAACAGCCGCCCGGCCGUGAAGCAGGAGCCAUGGCGGACGGAGCUCAGGUGAAGAAGACGGUGGUCAAGGUGCUGUGCUGCGUGGAGAAGGUCACGUCCUUCGCCUCCUCCGUCGACCCCAUCUGCGGCAUCAUCUCCCCCCUGGUGGGGCUGCUGCGCAAGGGCCUCCAGGAGGACGAGGCCCACGUCCUGGACAAGGACUUCCAGGCGCUGCACUGCAAGAUGGAGGACAUCUCGGCCAAGAACCGGCAGUGCCUGCAGAAGAUCCGGAUCGACGAGGUCAACGAAACCUACGGCAAGUACGAGGAGUUCAUCAAGCACCAGUACGCCGCCUUCGGCAACAUGGUGGCCCGGGUGAAGAAAGACCCGGACGCCGCCGACCUCCACAUGAGCACCUUCGAGAGGAUCUACGAGCGGGACAAGGCGGACAUGAGCCUGGACGUCUACUACCGUGGUGUGAUGGGGAAGGGCUCCGUGUUCGGCCGGCCCCUCCUGCUGGUGUACUAUGAGCACUGCGGACGCAACCGCACCGUGAUGGAGCACCGCUGCUCCCACCUGCGCCUCCUCUUCCACAUGGGCCUCAUCGCGCUCAUGGCCUACACGGCGGUGACGGAGGACGACGAGGAGGAGGUGGCCCAGAAGUGGGCCAAGAGGGUGCAGGAGAUCCAGAGCAAGAUGGAGGAGGUUCUGAGUCAUUGCCAGGAGGAGAGCCCACCCUAGGUUCUGGGAGGGGAGGUCGGAGGGGAGAUGGGAGAUUGGUGGUGGGAGAGUUGGGAGGUUGGGAGGGAGGAGGGGUGGGGGGAGGGAUACGAUAUUGUCCAUGUCAAUAUGGAAGCACUUCAGGUGGGGUGGGGUCACUUUACUCCCUGAAUCCAAUCUCGACCAAUCCAAAGAUAUUUAAUCAUGCCGGGAAUAUUUUAGAGAUUUAUUUGAAUCGUCAGGAUGCCUGCCAUAUAUUCUAAUGUUUUUGUUAUUUUGGUUGACACAUCGAUGCUGUGUGGGAUAUUUUGUUUAAAUGGAGACCAUGCUUUUGUGUAUUAGCUGCCUAAAUAAAUGCUGCUGUUAUGUGUCAAACGUUUCUUUUUAAAAGGUUUUUUACUUUUAUGCUUUGAUAUUCUUUAAUCAUUGGGGGAGAUGGGAUAAAAUAACGUACAAAAUACCUAAAGCAUUUGCGCUAUAAAAAGUCUACUAUAAGUCAGUCAUCAUUAAUUGGCCUAGUGUGGGUACACCGGAAACUGACACUGUUUUUCAUGCUUCAAGGAACUAACCCUGAAUAGAUAUAUAGCUAACACAAGGACAAGUAAGCUAUACAAAGGUAAUUCUAAACAUUUUACAAUUUACAGAUAUAAAUAUAGAUAUAGUUGUUGCAAAACUGCAGAGAGCAAUGAUUCUGGAAUGAAUAUGGAAUGAUUAACAGGUUUUUGUUAUAUGCAUGAGGUAGAUGGAAAUGACAGUUUAUACAAUACAAUAAAAGGCCAAUGGCAACUGACGGCCCGCGGGCCAUAACUGGCCUGCCUGACAUAAUAUCUGGUCCGCCAGAUUAUUCAGAAGUUAUAUGCCUCAUCCUCAUCGUCCAACCGCUUAUCAGGGAUCGGGUCACGGGGGCUGCAGCUCCAGAAGGGGGCCCCAGACUUCCCCUUCCCGGGCCACAUCGACCAACUCUGGCGAAGGGAUACCGAGGCGUUCCAACGCCAGUGUUGAGAUAUGAUCUCUCCACCUAGUCCUGGGCCUUCCCCGGGGUCUCCUCCCCACUGCUCGUACCUU
Messenger RNA from Gadus chalcogrammus (walleye pollock), 2201 nucleotides. Its product is annotated as protein rapunzel-like. Bases 468 to 1157 code for a protein of 229 amino acids. The transcript is spliced from 2 exons. Lineage: Eukaryota; Metazoa; Chordata; Actinopteri; Gadiformes; Gadidae. The record is from RefSeq and is a predicted model, not a curated record.